AUGUAUGUGGUGAAGAGAGACGGAAGUCUGCGCGGGGGCCUACACGCCAACCAUCAAGAUUACGCCUCGCUUGCGGCGAGGAUUGCGGUCUCGAAUCUUGACAGCUUGCGGCGAGGAUUGCGGUCUCGAAUCCGCUCUCUAAAAAUUGACAAAAAUAGGAUUAAGGUCAUGUAUCAUCAUUAUAAUGAGAGAUCAGGACUGGAAGCGCCUCUGAUUGCUGAUGAUGUUUAUGAGAUAAUCAUGAAGAAUGCAACUCGCCUGGACAGUGAGAUAAUCUACGAUAGAGAUUUUGAUUAUGACUCAACACAUGCUGAUAGAAGGUUGUUGAGACUUGAGAGACCUCAACACAUGCUGAUGAGAGUUGCCGUUGGGAUUCAUAAGGAUGAUGUUUAUUCUGCUGUAAAAACAUACCAUCCAAUGUCGCAACAAUUUGCACAUGCUUCCCCCACUUUGUUUAUUGCCUACAAUCCAACAUCUAUAGAGCCGAAGAGUUCUGAGGUUUGUUUAUUAGCACCUGGUGACAUCACUCUGCAAGUUUUAAGGCAUGACAAGUUCCUACGUAAGCCUAAUACUUCAAUUUUGCAGUGGAGAAUUUGUAGUUGUGAACAAACAUCUCCUGCAACUGUGUGGGAGAUCAAGCGAAGGACAGUUGUUGACGUGGCCACUGAUCGCGGCUGCUUUAUAGAUCAAAGUCAGAGCUUGAACAUUCACACGGACCAACCAAACUUUGGAAAGUUAACUUCACUUCACUUCCAUGCUUGGUCGAAGGGUCUCAAAACGGGAAUGUAUUACUUGCGUUCACGUGCUGCUGCUGAUGAAAUUAAGCUCACUGUGGAUAUUUCCUUGCUCAAGAAGGAACCAGUGGAAGAGGACAAUUUGGAAUGUAAAAUGGCUCAAGUUGCCUGUUCCUUGGAAAACCGUGAAGAGUGCAUGGCAUGUGGAAGUUAAGAAUUAUCGACACUUGACCUUUAGAAAGAUGAAGUGUGGCAAUGACUACUUCAAAGCUGCAGGAGUCUUACGUCAAAAAUUGAGUAACAUAUAUUUCUCUUAUCUGCGCUUGUUGAGAGAGAAGUGCUCUUUUGAGUAACAUAUAUUUCUCAUAUUUUCCUGCUCAUAUAUACUAUCAACAUCGGCUUCUCUACUUCAUACUUCACAGCAUGUCAAUUUGUAAACCUGUGAUGUUGAAAUCAUAACGUUUACUUGUACUCACGACUUCUCAUUUUUGACAGUGAAUGAUCUAUUCUGUUUAUGCGCCAGACAAAAGUUCAACUUUUAUACUUUGGUGGAAUUUUUUUUUUCCUUAAGUCAGAUAUGUGAUCGGUCAUACAUUUACGAGAGCAUCCAUUGACCUAGUCUGGUUGAUUCGAAGUGAAUUAUUCAUGCAGCAUUUUGUUCUUCAGCUGCAAAGUGCAAACAGUCUAUGUAGGGGCGUUGAGGUUCAUAUCCUUAACGGGCAUGAGCGAGUUACAGGACGUGACACCGCUGAAGAGGAUAAUCUUUGAAAUUGCCUACUUCAAUAAGGACCGUUUGGAUCGGGUAUGUUGAAGGGAAAAUGAGAGGGAAAGCUGUCAAUUUGCCAGCUUUUUGGCAGCUUCCCCCCAAAAUAUAAGCGAUUUUGGGGGAAAGCUGACAAAUUGACAGCUUCCCCCGUCCUUUCCCCUUUAAAAUACCCGAUCCAAACAACCCCUAAACAAAAUUUUGGAGAUAUACAGUGACGUCACCGAAACAAAAUUUUGGCUGUGCCACUGGAUAUGCUACAUUUUUUUCACUUGAGUUGCUGUCCUAUUGGAUUGGUAUCUCAGGAGAUAUAUUGUGGGCCAUUCAUCCAGUGAUAUCAGGCCUAAGGGGCUUAAGUGGGACCCCCAAUGUGAUCUUCUUUCGGAUGAAAUCAUUCAAGAAGUAAAUGCAAACGAUCAUCUUCCCGCAGAUAAUCAAGAAUAUCUUUCCCAAUAAUGGCGUGAAAUAUCUCGUGACUCGGACUGGCCUUGGUUUACGAUGGUCUUUUUACAUGUUGGCCCCUUGCUUUUUUCAUAUCUCAAAAUCUGCCUUCCGAAUCAUUGAAAGCAUCAUUUACGCCCUCAGUUCGUGCAAGUUGUUUCCCAAUUUAGUUCCUUUAUCUGUCCAAUUCCUUAAACAUUAAUG
Molecule: messenger RNA, 2142 nt
Organism: Asparagus officinalis (garden asparagus)
Lineage: Eukaryota; Viridiplantae; Streptophyta; Magnoliopsida; Asparagales; Asparagaceae
Product: ribonucleoside-diphosphate reductase large subunit-like
Biological process (GO): DNA replication; deoxyribonucleotide biosynthetic process
Cellular component (GO): ribonucleoside-diphosphate reductase complex
Molecular function (GO): ATP binding; ribonucleoside-diphosphate reductase activity, thioredoxin disulfide as acceptor
Source: RefSeq, a predicted model, not a curated record